CUUGACACGGACUUGACGUCGACUUAUCCCGUUUCUAUUCGAAAUCCUUCGAGGUUCAACAGAUGGCUGGUCGCGACUUACCGGUCAAGUUGGAAAGAUCCAGACGGCAACGUUGACACCUCUGUUUAUAGUCCGACGACAAAGUCUUCCCGUUUCGAGUGUUUGUUUCUCACUCCGUGUAUUCCUCACGGCGCGCAGGCUGCGCCCCCCGACGGAAAAAGGAGAAGAUAUCGUUCCACAUCGGCGCAAAACCGAUCACCCGUUCGCGCACAAAACUUCCUCUUUCGAGUCGACGGUUCGUGUCCUCGCUCUCCCCCCACUCAUCUGUUGCCCAAAGCACUGCUCAUUCCUCUAGUCCAACAAUACCUAUCUAUACUCCCAACGUCUUGAUCCUAUACCUUCUUUCCGUAUUCGUUUAUUCCCGCUUCGAUCCGUCAUUGAUCCAAAGACCACGACUCUUUUUUUCUCCUCGAGAAGGUAUCUUUUUCGUGGUCUCACCUCCCACGGAGUUGUGUCACUCACCUCUACGCUCGUGCAACGGCAUUUCGCAUUACCAACCCAACCAACCGUAACGACUCUUCCACCACACUCUCAUGAACGCGUAUUCAACACUACAAGUCUCUUCGUUGCAGACUUGGAACGUACCGCAACUGAAUCAGAGUGACGGUUGUGGACCCACAACCAUACGAUAUCCGAACCCCGUUCCGAGUCCACACUCAUCCACAGCUGUCGCAUCGGUCACCAUUCCAGCAUCGGAUGCGGCUCCUUACGCCAUUUCUCCCGAAACCUCACCGAGAGACUUGACUCUGAGACACAACGAAAUUCCCAACCUUGAUGACAUCCCGGACAUUGCCAAGGAAGCCUUGCGGAUCACCAAGGAGAGUUUGGGAUCAGAAUGUCAGUUGCUCCAUCAAGAUACCACCAAUACCAGAAAAUUACCAACGAUUGCCACAGGUAGUCGGCUCAAUAAAUUUGUGCGCCGCCUGCACGAUAUGCUCAAGCAAGAACAAGCUUCGGGUGUCGUCGAGUGGCGCAAAGGGCUUCUCGUUUUACACUCGACCAACUCCUUUGCCAAACAAAUUCUUCCCCAGUACUUCAACACGCGAAACUUCAAGACCUUUAGACGUCAAUUAAACUACUACGGUUUUGUACACGUUCGCUCCUUUACUACUGCCGGAUCGGCCACGACUGCGCUCUGGGUCAACCAACACUUGGCCGAAAAUGGAUCGGACGACAUUUCCUCCGUUUUGCGGCUGAAACGCGUCGAGCCGUGUGAUGCGGCCAAAACAGCCGAAAGCCGGAGGGAACGCAAAGAACUGGCGAUUCAUACCGUCGAAGAAGAUCUCGGAGUCAGCGCCCGCACCCUACAAGUGGAACAAAUUCGGUCCAUGGCCCUCCGCGGUAGCCGAGAACAAGUACAAGCCGAAAUUCUGCGCGGACUCGAAAGAACACCGGCUAUCAUUGUCAACGCUGCCACUACUGAGUCGGCGCUGAAAGUGGUUAAGCAAGUCACGAAAUCCGUCAAGCCACCCGUGCCGCGUGAAAUUCACUGCACGUCCAUGGCCGUCGGUGGCGACCUCCAACAAAGCAGAGACUCCUCCUCCAAUCAGGGCUCGACGGAAAGCAUAAGUAGCUACGGAUCCGGCGUAAAUCACGACGAUCCGACGCAAAUCUCUUUAGACGAGGACAGCGGAGCAGCAAAUCUUUUGCUCUUCCUUUCCAAAUCGUCGUAGAAGAUUAGAAAGCGAGUACUGACUAUGAAAAUCCCACUGGAUUCCUGCUGUUUUCAGCUACGGGGUAUACACCUAUUCCAAAUCUCAUACUCGAAUACUGUCGGCUUGGUCAACAUUUCCCGUCUAUUGUCCCAAUAUACGACACUUUCACCUUCGCUAAGUUUACCCGUAACUCCUCUUCUUUUGUGAUCCAAGUUCCUAUGCGCAACGCGGAAUACGUUCUCACACAUCGACCUCACCUUUCCGUGCAAGGAACGUCAUCGCAAGACUCCCAAUGGACUUUCUCGUAGCGGUUCUUCAUAAUUUGUUU
Phaeodactylum tricornutum CCAP 1055/1 is the source of this 2043-nucleotide messenger RNA. RefSeq lists its product with no specific name. The transcript is spliced from 3 exons. The record is from RefSeq and is a predicted model, not a curated record. Gene Ontology annotation, biological process: regulation of DNA-templated transcription. The coding region runs from base 594 to 1733 and encodes 379 amino acids. NCBI's taxonomy places the organism in Eukaryota, Bacillariophyta, Bacillariophyceae, Surirellales, Neidiaceae. Gene Ontology annotation, molecular function: DNA-binding transcription factor activity; sequence-specific DNA binding.